GCCCGGGAGUCUUCACGGUGGGACCUCAUUGAGAACACUGUUAGAUUAGUAUUUUUCAAUUUAAACUGUUUUCUUUUUUGCUUCUGUAACAGUUAAUAUCUUGAAAUUGUGUCAUACUCAUAUGACCAUUUAUUACCGCUCUAAAUAUAUUUAAACAAUUCUUUGUAGUUCUAACGUAACAAUCUUUAAAAUUUGUAAUAUUAUGUAAUAAAAUUUGCUAUAAUUUAUAAAUUCAUUUGUAUUUCAUAUGACAUGGCAAUUUAUAAACAAUAAGUGUUUGUCAAAAAAAUUACUGUUACUCAGCGUUAGUGGUGUUAUGAUACUGUGACGAUAUAGCGUAGAACUAUUAGAAGCAAGUCGAUGAAAAGUUAGAUCUUGACAAACAUUUUGAAGGAAAAGUGUUUUAAGACGCAAAGAGUUAUAGCAGUGCAUCUUUACUUCAUUCAUUCUGAAGGAAUCAUCUUUAAUGUUGUAUCAGAGAAAAAUCUUAUAACAGUAAAAUGGGUCUCUUUGGAAAAUCUCCAGAAAUAUCUCCAAAAGAUCAAGUCAGAGAAUGGACAUCAAAGAUAAGAAAGGAAGGCUAUCAGCUCGAUAGACAGAUACGAUCUAUCCAAAGGGAGGAAGAAAAAGUAAAAAGAUCACUGAAAGAUGCUGCUAAAAAAGGAGACCGAGAUGUUUGCACAAUUUUAGCAAAAGAAGUUCUUCGGGCUCGAAAGGCUGUUGGACGAAUACAUGUUACUAAGGCCCAGUUGAAUUCAGUGAUGAUGAGCAUGAAUCAUCAGCUGGCAACCCUGAGAGUUUCUGGAUCCCUCCAGAGGAGUACAGAAAUUAUGAAGAGCAUGCAGAACUUGAUUAAAGUUCCUGAAGUAGCUAAAACCAUGCAUGAUUUGUCUAGGGAAAUGAUGAAGGCUGGAAUAAUUGAAGAAAUGCUAGACGACACUAUGGAAAGCAUGGAAGACCAGGACGAGCUAGAGGAAGAUGCUCAGGAAGAGGUUGAUAAGAUCUUAUGGGAAUUGACUGCAGGAGAAUUAGGGAAAGCUCCUGCUGCAGUUUCUGACACACUGCCUGAACACAAAGAAACGGAAGGAGCAUCAGCAUUAGUUGAAGACGAGGAUGUAUCGGAAAUGCAGGAUCGGCUAGAGGCACUGAGAAACUGAAACUGUUCUAAUCGUAUUAAACGGAGAUAGUUUACUAAAAGGUUCGAUUCAGUCAUUGUUUUGAAAUCUUUUUUUUUUUAAGGCUGUGUAAAACUUUUUAUUUUGUUGGUUUUCAGAAAUUUUUCAUUCACUAGUUUUUCAUAUUUUUAAUAAUUAUUCUGUUCACAGAAUUCUAGUAAAGAUUCUUUUAAUUUCAUAAUUAGUGAAAGUUUUCUAUCUGGAAAUAUUUAGUAACUGAAUACAAUGAAAAUGAUCAUAAUUACAGAGCAUUCAAGUUAAUAAAAAAAAUUUUUUUUUUGAAAUGCAGCAAAUAAAAUGUAACCCCAAUUUCUGUGUUUAAAAGAGACGAAACUGUAUAAAUACUUUUGGAACUAUUAUUACACCAUUUUUAUUUAAUGUAUCUGAUUUUGGCUACAACAUUACAAAGAAGAGUUGUAAGAAACAGUUGGAAUGUUAAAUACAGUUUGGUUAUUGCUUGUAGAAGUAUUUGGUAUAGAUUUUGUUUUACAAGCUGGAAAUUUGAAGAUUAAGGUGCCUCAUCAGAUGAACUUGAUAUUGAAUUGCAUUUGAUUCUGUAUUGUAAAUAAAAAAUAUAAACUUCUAAAUAAACAUGUCAUUUUCA
This is a messenger RNA of Limulus polyphemus (Atlantic horseshoe crab), 1779 nucleotides long. It is a transcript of the gene Vps24, whose product is annotated as charged multivesicular body protein 3-like. Bases 501 to 1157 code for a protein of 218 amino acids. The transcript has 8 exons. Gene Ontology annotation, cellular component: ESCRT III complex; multivesicular body. NCBI's taxonomy places the organism in Eukaryota, Metazoa, Arthropoda, Merostomata, Xiphosura, Limulidae. Gene Ontology annotation, biological process: endosome transport via multivesicular body sorting pathway; late endosome to vacuole transport; protein transport. The record is from RefSeq and is a predicted model, not a curated record.